AUGCCUCGCAACGCAGAAACAGCUAGCUACAAGUUCAACCACACCAUGAUCCGCAUCAAGGAUCCCAAGGUGUCCCUUCCUUUCUACCAAGAUGUCAUUGGAAUGGAGCUCCUCGCAGAGAAGAAAUUCGAAACCUUCACACUCUACUUCCUCGCGUUCAACCACGACGGAAAAGAUCUCACCCCUGAAGAGAAGAACAAACAGCGUUUCUCCCGGGAAGGUGUUCUCGAGUUAACGCACAACCACGGUACUGAGUCCGAUGCUAGCUUCCAGGGCUACUCCAGCGGGAACUCAGACCCCGGCAGGGGCUUUGGCCACAUCGCAAUCACCGUUGGCAACAUCGAGGAGGCUUGCGCACGCUUUGAGCGCCUCGGCGUCCCUUUCAAGAAGAGGCUCACUGACGGAACGAUGAAGAACAUUGCUUUCAUCCUUGACCCCGAUGGUUACUGGAUUGAGGUUGUCCCUGGCUCUCUCGAAAUCUGA
Messenger RNA from Psilocybe cubensis, 483 nucleotides. RefSeq lists its product as uncharacterized. The coding region runs from base 1 to 483 and encodes 160 amino acids. The transcript has 6 exons. NCBI's taxonomy places the organism in Eukaryota, Fungi, Basidiomycota, Agaricomycetes, Agaricales, Agrocybaceae. The record is from RefSeq and is a predicted model, not a curated record. Gene Ontology annotation, molecular function: lactoylglutathione lyase activity; metal ion binding.